This is a messenger RNA of Clarias gariepinus (North African catfish), 4565 nucleotides long. It is a transcript of the gene trpm4a, whose product is annotated as transient receptor potential cation channel, subfamily M, member 4a. Gene Ontology annotation, biological process: calcium ion transmembrane transport. The transcript is spliced from 29 exons. Gene Ontology annotation, cellular component: membrane. NCBI's taxonomy places the organism in Eukaryota, Metazoa, Chordata, Actinopteri, Siluriformes, Clariidae. The record is from RefSeq and is a predicted model, not a curated record. The coding region runs from base 83 to 3889 and encodes 1268 amino acids. Gene Ontology annotation, molecular function: calcium-activated cation channel activity; ligand-gated calcium channel activity.
GUUAAAGAGAGAGAGAGAGAGAUCCACUGCGGAGAUCUACUGCUGCAUGCUGAUUUGAGCGCGCGCAGGAUCCGGAGGAGCCAUGGAGAGACCGAGCGAGGGGGUCCGCAGCCCGUCCCGGAGAGGGGAGAGGGACCAGAGCUGGAUCCCGAAGUUGGUGAAGAAGCGAAUGUGCACAACGUUUGUGGAGGAUCCUCUCAGUAAUGGAGAGAAGUGUCAGUGUGGAGGUGCUCGUGAUCAUCACGGUUCUGAAGCCACAGGUGAUAAUUUUGGCGCUGCUAUCAUGACUCAGUGGGAUGCGACCAAACACACGUCUGAGUAUCCGACUGAUGCUUUUGGGGAGCUCAAGUUUGCUGGAAUCAGUCGCAGAGAUGGGCUUUUCCUGCGCUUGGCGUUCGACACUCCCGCGCAUCUCGUCUACAACAUCCUGACUAAAAACUGGGGUCUGCCGGCUCCCAACCUGGUGCUGUCGGUGGUGGGGGGCGUCGGCCAGGAGAAGGUCAGGAGUUGGGUACGAGAGGUGGUGAGACAGGGGCUGGUCCGAGCUGCACAGGGCACAGGAGCCUGGAUCGUGACAGGUGGGCUGAGGGAGGGCGUGGCCCGCUGUGUCGGGGAGGCGAUUAGGGAUCACGGAGCUGCGGCUACGGCACAAACCAAAGUGGUAGCCCUGGGUGUGGCCCCAUGGGGUCUGGUGAACAACCGCCAACAGCUCGUCAACCCAGAGGGCAGCUUCCCAGCCAAAUACUACGUUCAGAACUUGUCUCAGGACUCGUGUUACCUGGACAGUAACUAUCAGGCCUUCCUCCUGGUGGAUGAUGGGAGCAUCGGACACCGAGGUGGAGAGACGAGCUUCAUGACCAACCUGGAGGAAUACAUCUCUCAUCUGCGCACCGGGAUCUGGGGCAGUGGGAACAUCAACAUCCCCGUGCUGUGUCUGCUGAUUUCUGGAGAUGCGUCAGCGCUCAAGAGGAUGGAUGUCUCUCUGAAGAAGGACACGCCCUGGCUGGUGUUGGAGGGUUCGGGUCCUGCGGCGGACAUGAUCACGGAGCUGCUUAGUGACAUGAAUAGAUCGGCGUCCCCCGUGGACGGAGAGGGCAGAGACAUCUCUAACUCCGAGCUCAAAGAGCGAGCGCGAGAGCUCAUCAAGAAACAUUUUCCUUCUGAGAAAACGCAGGAGAAGCUGGUGGACCGAGCUCUGAGCAUCUGCCAGAACAGAUCUCUGAUCACGGUGUUUAACGGAGAGCAGGACAGUCCUGAUGAUUUCGACACGGUCAUCCUGAAAGCGCUGGUGCGAGCCAGUAAGAAGGCGAGCAGUGCCUCCAGUGAGUACACAGACGAACUGAAGUUGGCCGUGGCCUGGAACAGAGUGGAUAUUGCAAAAAGUGAGCUGUUCAAUGGCGACAUCCAGUGGAAGUAUGAUGAUCUGGAGGCCUCCAUGACGGACGCUCUGGUCAACGAUAAGCCUCAGUUUAUUCGUCUCUUCACCGAGAACGGUCUGAACAUCCUGGAGUAUCUGACGUACGAGCGUUUGGAGAGUCUGUACCAGUCUCUCCCCACCAGCACGCUGACAUACACGCUGCUGCAGACUUUGCUGAUGGACAGACGGAACCAGACGUCCUCCCAGCCCUGUUCGCCCGACUCAGCCCAAGGGAACGGCAAAACCCGGAAGAGACGCAUGACGGGGCCGUCGAGCGCCCGCGGGCUCAGUGUAUUAGAGGUUUCACGAUUAUUGGGGCACAUCUUCGGGGGCGUGUGCCAGCCGUUUUAUUACGAGCUGUUCGGGCUGGAGCGUGGAGUGGGCUCGAGGAAAGCCACAAGGCAAGUGAAUAAGUUUCUGCAGGGCGACUGUGCGUACCGUGGUCAGCAGGUUACCUUCCCCUGGUCCUCUCUUUUCAUCUGGGCCGUUCUGCAGAACCGCAGCGAGAUGGCCAUCUUAUUCUGGGAGAUGGCGGGCGAGUCUGUAAUGAGCGCGCUCAGUGCGUGUAAGAUUCUGCGAGAGCUGUCUAAGCUGGAAAACGAGACGGAGACCCAGCUGUCCAUGAAGGAACUGGCACAAAGGUUCGAGAACCUGGCACAUGACAUGUUUAGCGCCUGCUACCAGAGCGACGAGACCCGCUCCUUCACGCUGCUCAUAAGGAUGUCCCCAUUUUGGGGUAGAGCUACCUGUCUGCAGAUGGCCACAGCGGCCGAAGCCCGACUUUUUUUCAGCCAUGACGGUGUGCAGACUCUGCUGGCUCAGAUCUGGUGGGGAGACAUGAGCAGCCGCACUGAAGUCUGGAAACUCCUCCUCACAUUUUUCCUGCCUCCUCUCAUCUACACCAACCUCAUCACCUUCAAAGAGCAUCAGAACAGACAUGCAGAUGGUUUGGAAGGGUCUCACUCCUCACCGUUUACUCUGGCUGAGAUCACUGAACACACGGAAGAGGAAACUAAAGAAACUAAACUGAAGGAUGACACUCAAGGUGGAGACGGGGACAAUACUGAGGACGUGGAUCAGGGUGUAGCUCUCACUGAACUCGUAUCUCGAGAGGAGGAUCCAGAGGAAAGCCUUGCUUUAGUCAAAAAACGGGAACAGGGUUCUCAACCCAAACACCCAUACGUCGUAGAACGAUGGAGACAGUUCUGGUUCUCUCCCGUCACAUCGUUUCUAGGCAACGUGCUAAUGUACUUCCUCUUCCUCAUCCUGUUCGCUUACGUCCUAUUGGUCGAGUUCAAACCUCCGCCUCCGGUUGGCCCCGCCCCCAUCGAGUAUUUUUUGUACUUUUGGGUGUUUACUUUGGUCUGUGAGGAGAUUCGACAGUCGUUCGUCUCUGGCACGGGGAGUUUAUCUCAGAGUUUCAGCUUAUACAUCCAAGACAUGUGGAACAAGUGUGACCUCACGGCCAUCUUACUUUUCAUCCUUGGCCUCAUCUGCAGGAUGUUCCCGUGGUCGUAUGAGUUCGGGCGCUCGAUGCUGUGUGUGGACUUCAUGGUCUUCACUCUGCGACUCAUUCACAUCUUCGCCGUUAACAAACACCUCGGACCCAAAAUCAUCAUCGUCGGCAAAAUGGUGAAGGAUGUUUUCUUCUUCCUGUUCUUCCUGGGAGUCUGGCUAUUGGCUUACGGAGUGGCCAAUCAGGCGCUGAUAUACGCCUAUGACCCUCGACCCUACUGGGUAAUUCGCAGAGUGUUUUACAGACCGUACCUGCACAUCUUCGGCCAGAUACCACUGGAAGAAAUAGAUGCUCACAGGCGUACAGAGAAGAAGUGCACCAACAACAUGACUCUCAUCCAGCUGGGAGAUGAGCCGUGUCCACAGUCUGAAGCCAACUGGCUCGUCCUCAUCCUGCUGUCCAUCUACCUGCUGGUCACCAACGUCCUGCUGCUCAACCUGCUCAUCGCCAUGUUCAGCUACACGUUCAGUAAGGUACAGGAGCACAGUGAUGUUCACUGGAAGUUUCAGCGCUAUGACUUGAUAGUAGAGUACCACUCCCGCCCGUGCCUGGCUCCGCCCUUCAUCAUCAUCUCUCACCUGCAUCUCUUCAUCAAGAGAACAAUCCGCAAAGUUCCAUCUGUCAAAAUCAAACACUUCAUGCUGGAACUGGACAAAAGGAAGGGGAGCAGGUUGAACACGUGGGAGACGGUACAGAAGGAGCGUUUGCUCUCGACUCUGAGUAAGAAGCUCAGAGACAGCGACACCGAGCGACUCAAGCGCACGUCUGCCAAGGUGGACAACAUACUGAAGCAGGUGGCAGAGAUUCGAGAACAAGACCGCAGGUUGAGAAUGCUGGAGUCUGAGCUGGAGUACUGCUCUAGCUCCCUCUCCUGGAUAAUGGAAGAACUGUCACAGAGUGACGUAAUCAAACCCACCCGGAGCGCCCCCAUCCCCCGAGCAGGAACUUCCACCUGAGAGAACGGCGAAGUCUUUCAAACCGAAGGAGCUUCUGAAUUUUCGUCUGAACAUGUUAAAAGAUGUUAUUAUGAUAAUGAUGAUAAUGAUGAUGAUUCUCAUAUUUGUUUUGAUUGGCAUUUGAUCUUUCUAUUAGGUGUUUUUUACAUUUUUUUUCUAAAUAUAAAGAUCAGUAGCUUCUGCUGUGUGUGUGUAAGUUUAUUGGGUGAUGAGGUGCUUGGCCUUUCCCGGUGCCGUGGCUCGUGACCCCUCCCCGUCGUCUGAAGGCCGAUCAUUUGAUUCCAAGCCGUGGUCUCGUAGGAGCCUUACAUGGGAAGACUGGGGGCCAAACCAGGAUCAGGUUCUCGUCUUCACUGACUGCGGAUCAGAGAGACGCUGCUGCUUUCGAGAUCGCGGCUUUCUUUACCGCUAAAGAGUAACACGGGGGUUUUGCUCGAGUGCGUCUCAAUGCAAAGACUAUUCUUUUAGAAAUGAUUAUAUUCCUACCAAUAAUCCAAUUUAAAAUGAAUAGUUUCAUAGGUCUUCUGUUCUGUUUAACUUUUUUACAAAUCACAAAUUCCUCCACAAAUUAGUUCUGUUCAGUCAAACAUUCCAACGUCGUCACCAGUUUGGUUUAAUGUCGAACACACUGAGGUAUAUCAUGACACGGUUAUUCUUAUUAAAUGUCAUUUUUUCA